AUGGGGAGACGUCGGCCGCUGGCGACGCCGCCCCUCUUUCUCCUCCUACUCCUCCUCCUCGCGCUCACACCGGCCGGAUCGUCGAGGUCCGCGGGCAGGGGUCCCGCGGGUCUGGACGCGCCCGCCGCGCGUCGCGUGCUCAACGUGACGCGCGAGUCCACGCGGGACGAGAUCCGCGCCGCGUUCCGGAGGGCGUCGCUGACGACGCAUCCGGACAAGGACGGGGGAUCCACCGAACGCUUCGUCCUCGUGGGCGAGGCGUACGAGGUCCUUCGCCACGGCAACCACGACGACGGCGGCGACUACGACGACGACGACGGCGACGCCGGUCACGACGACGCCGGUCACGACGCCGGGACGUCGCGAUGGGACGCCGCCGGUCACCGUCACCGUCGUCGUCGUCGUCAUCCUCGCGACGACGACGACUACAACAACGACGUCGGCCGUUCAUUCCGCCGUCGAAGCUUUGACGAGUUCGCGCGCUCCAGGGGCGCGUGGGACGCCGCAGGCGUCGGCGGCGUCGGCGGCGACGGGUGGGGGGGUGACCUGUGGGACUCGCCGACGGGAAGGAGGAGGGCGGCGGCGGCGUUUGGCGAUGCAUCCGCCGGUUCUGGAAACUUCCGGGCAUCGCGCAAGUGGUACGAGCGGGGACGAGGAGACGCGCCGCGGGGACACGCGGCGAACGCGGGAGGGGUACGAAGAGGAACGGGAAGAGACGCGGGCGGCAGAGGAGGUGCCGGUGGGUCGUACCCGCGGAACGUCAACCCCGGCGAUUCGUUCGGCUUUGGCGUCGGCGACGACGACGAUUGGGUUGGCCGAGACGUGAACGACGGCGAUCCCGGGGCGAAUAACCCGGGCCACUCGAGGACCAACCCUCGCGCCGCGCGCCUCCACGACGACACCGAGGCUGGCGCGAUCCCGCAGGGUCCUAUCGGCGCGGAGGGCGGCGGCGGGGGCAAGUGGUGGGAGCGCCGCGGCGGGAACGGCGACGGCGAAGCAGGGGUCUUUCACCCGCUUUUUCGCGACAAGUUCUCGAGGUCGGGCCGUCGGAUGUCGGAAAAUUCGGACCGGCGCGGCGCCUUCCACGGCGGGUACGCACCGCCGGAGGGUGCGGACACGUCGCCGCCGGGUGGGGAGGGCGAGUUUGGGGACGGCGGGGACGAAAAGUCGGCACCCGGGACAGCUGGCGACGCGUUUGGCGAUGCGACCCGUCGAGCGCCGCAAUCGGAGCCCCCAAAGUUUGACGACGACGAGACCAUGGAGGAGUACGUCGCGCGUCGGGCGUACGCGGACAGCUUCGGGAUGACGGGCCACGACAGGACGCUUGGCGACGGCGGGGACGAAGAGUCGGCACCCGGGGACGCCGGGGACGGGGAGGACGGCGGCGGAGUUCCGUCGCCGAGCGCUCCCGCGAAUGAGGGGAUGGCGCAGGCGGAGUGGGAGUGGCGACUGGAGGACCUCGAGGCGGCGCUCGGGGGCGACGCGUGGGGCGCGACGGGGCCGGGCGCGAACCCGGGUAACGAUUACCUCUGCGCCGAGGGCGUGGAGGAGUUUUGCGUGGCCUAG
Messenger RNA from Micromonas commoda, 1566 nucleotides. RefSeq lists its product with no specific name. Gene Ontology annotation, cellular component: endoplasmic reticulum membrane. NCBI's taxonomy places the organism in Eukaryota, Viridiplantae, Chlorophyta, Mamiellophyceae, Mamiellales, Mamiellaceae. Bases 1 to 1566 code for a protein of 521 amino acids. Gene Ontology annotation, biological process: cellular response to misfolded protein. The transcript has a single exon. Gene Ontology annotation, molecular function: Hsp70 protein binding. The record is from RefSeq and is a predicted model, not a curated record.